Molecule: messenger RNA, 7214 nt
Organism: Magallana angulata
Lineage: Eukaryota; Metazoa; Mollusca; Bivalvia; Ostreida; Ostreidae
Product: mucin-2-like
Exons: 8
Coding region: 827-6604 (1925 amino acids)
Cellular component (GO): extracellular region
Molecular function (GO): chitin binding
Source: RefSeq, a predicted model, not a curated record
UCUCAAACGAUAGAAAUAAACACAAAUGAUUGAAUUCAUCUCUUCCUAGUGUAAAGGAACAUACUAUCUUUUUAUAUCUGAACAGAGAAAUCUUUUUUUGUAUCAAGAAGUAAAUUUUGGGGUCAUUUAAAGUCGUAUGCACUAACUCCUAAGCAAAUUCCUACUGCAAAUGCUUUAAAAAACGCACGUGAUUAACUAAACCGUACCUCUCAUUCGAUUUUAAAUAGAGCAAAUUGUGAUUCUUUUGCACUUACGAUAAAUAUGUCUUUGUGUAAAUGAAGUUCGUAUAUUAUGGUUUUCUCACAUUGCAUUGUACGGACUUUUAUCUAUUUUGAGACUUUCGAAAAUAAAAACGUACAUUCCUGCUUGAUUUACAAACUCAUCAAUUGUUGUAAGAAUUUUUGUUUUUUUAUAUUACCAUGUACAGCGCGAACUGAAAUUUUUAUUUUGUAAUAAAAAUAUAUAAGCUGUUUCAUUUGCAUAAAUUCAUUGAAAUGUCGAAUAUACGAAUUCCUCAAAGUUGAAUUAUAAUGAUUAUGGAGCUACGACCCCAUGAUAAGUAGGGUUUAUAAAAGAAUUAAUUAAUCUCAUUAAUGAUGUGCAGCUCAUUAUCAUAAACGUCUAUUCUGAUUAAUUCUGUGUGAUUAUGGGGGUUGUCAUCUUGCAUGAAUUACGUGCUGGUACCAUUACGAGGUCUUUAGUCAUUAGUCCGCGGAGGCGGUCUCUCGGGCGGGUAUAAACACUGGACCGGAGGCGUGUGACUAUAUAUUCCCGAACUGGCCGACCAAGUGGUCGUGUGUUUUAGUAGUCUUCAAAUAUAUCCACCAUGGCAUUUUUGAAGCAAUGUCUAAUUUUCUUACUUGUUUGGAUCGGAUUAAUAAACGGCCAAUCUACACCACUUUUCAAAGCCAAUGGAAAAGUCGUAUGGCAAAGUGAAGGAUUCAAAUUUGAAGAAAACACAUCUUCGACAGUUGGCGGUACAGCUGGCCGGUUCACCUCGCCAAUACCAGUGUCACCUAUGGUGAGGGAAAGUACAUUUGUCAUACUGCCAGCCGAGGGAACCCAAUCUGGAGACUUGACACCAGAUUUCGAUAAUGUUCACAUAGAAUCAAUAGAUAAUAAGAUUCAAGGUAAAAGUUCGCUAACAGAAUCAGUGAUAAAUGAGUCUGUUGAUCAAACCCAAACUACUAAUGACGUUGCUGAGGCUUCCAUUGUGGAUACACUUUCUCAACCGGAGGAGUUAACGUCUACUGCAGGUAACAUUGACGACGCAGCCACAGAAAAUAAAACUACGGCAGUACCCGCGGACGUGGUUAUAGAAGGUGAAAGACUUGAUGCUAACAUAAAAUCCACAAAUCCUGAUGUAAUCUUUACAACAAGUUCUACCCGUAACAGCGACGUGGAAACCCCUGCGCAUAAUUCAACCAAAACAACUAGUGCGUCUCCUAUUCAUAUCUCAAAAAGCGGCGAUGGAGUUGCGAUUUUAUCUUCUAGUCCAAAAUUAAACGACAUUAGUACAACAACUGUAACAUAUAUUCCAGAAGAAGACUUUCAGACGACGACAGACACAUUAGAUAAUUCAGAUAACACUAUGACAACUUCAUCAACAACCGGGCCUUUUUCGAUUGAUUCCUUUGUAAACAUGCUUUUAUCAGAUAAGAUGCAAGCUGAAGUUACAGGCACUGAUGAAAUCCAACAAAGAGAAAAAGAAACUAAUCCAGAACCCUUACCUAAAUUGGAAACAACCCCUGAACCAACAACAGAAAAGGCAACUACCCCUGAACCAACAACAGAAAAUGCAACUACCCCUGAACCAACAACAGAAGAGGCAACUACCUCUGAACCAACAACAGAAAAGGCAACUACCCCUGAACCAACAACUGAAAAAGCAAUCACCCCUGAAUCAACAACAGAAACGGCGUUUACCCCUGAACCAACAACAGAAAAGGCAACUACCCCUGAACCAACAACAGAAAAAGCAAUUACCCCUGAACCAAAUACCGAAAAGGAAACAACAUCCGAACCAACAACAGAAAAAGCAACUACCCCUGAACAAACAACAGAAAAGACAAGUGCAUCAGAACCCAUAACUGAAUUGGAAACUACCCCUGAACUGACAACAGAAAAAGCAAUUACCCCUGAACCAACAACAGAAAAGGCAACUACCCCUGGACCAACAACAGAAAAAGCAAUUACCCCUGAAUCAACAACAGAAAAGGCAACUACCCCUGAACCAACAACUGAAAAAGCAACCACCCAUGAACCAACAACAGAAAAGACAACCACCCUUAGACCAACGCCAGAAAAUACCACUGACUCUGAACCAACAACAGAAAAGGCAACUUCUCCUAAACCAACCACUGAAAAGGCAACCACCCCUGAACCAACAACAGAAAAGGCAACCACCCCUGAACCAACAACAGAAAAAUCAACUACCCCUGAACCAACAACAGAAAAGGCAACCACCCCUGAACCAACAACAGAAAGGGCAACUACCCCUGAACCAACAACAGAAAAGGCAACUACCCCUGAACCAAAAACUGAAAAAGCAACCACCCUUAAACCAGCAGAAAAGGCAAUUACUCCUGAACCAACAACUGAAAAGGCAACCACCCCUGAACCAACAACAGAAAGGGCAACUACCCCUGAACCAACAACAGAAAAGGCAACUUCCCCUGAACCAAAAACUGAAAAAGCAAUCACCCCUGAACCAACAACAGAAACGGCAUUUACCCCUGAACCAACAACAGAAAAGCCAACCGACUCUGAACCAACAACAGAAAAGGCAACUACCCCUAAACCAACAGAAAAGGCAACCACCCCUGAACCAACAACAGAAAAGGCAACUACCCCUGAACCAACAACAGAAAAAUCAACUACACCUGAACCAACAACAGAAAAGGCAACCACCCCUGAACCAACAACAGAAAAGACAACCACCCUUAAACCAACAGAAAAGGCAAUUACUCCUAAACCAACAACUGAAAAGGCAACCACCCCUGAACCAACAACAGAAAGGGCAACUACCCCUGAAUCAACAACAGAAAUGGCAACUACCUCUGAACCAACAAAAAAGGCAAUUACUCCUGAACCAACAACAGAAAAGUCAACCACCCCUGAACCAAAAACUGAAAAAGCAACCACCCCUGAACCAACAACAGAAAAGGCAACUACCCCUGAACCAACAACAGAAAAGGCAACCGACCCUGAACCAACAACAGAAAAGGCAACUACCCCUAAACCAACAGAAAAGGCAACUACCCCUGAACCAACAACAGAAAAAGCAACUACCCCUGAACCAACCACUGAAAAGGCAACAACACCAGAACCAACAACAGAAAAAGCAACUACUCCUGAACCAACAACAGAAAAAGAAACUACCCCUAAACCGACAACAGAAAAGACAAUUGCAUCAGAACCCAUAACUGAAUUGGAAACUACCCCUGAACUGACAACAGAAAAGGUAACUACCCCUGAACCAACAACAGAAAUGGCAACUACCCCUGAACCAACAAAAAAGGCAAUUACUCCUGAACCAACAACUGAAAAGUCAACCACCCCUGAACCAACAACAGAAAAGGCAACUACCCCGGAACCAACAACUGAAAAAGCAACCACCCCUGAACCAAUAACUGAAUUGGAAACUACCCCUGAACUGACAACAGAAAAGGCAAUUACCCAUGAACCAACAACAGAAAAGGCAACUACCCCUAAACCAACAGAAAAGGCAACUACCCCUGAACCAACAACAGAAAAAGCAACUACCCCUGAACCAACCACUGAAAAGGCAACAACACCAGAACCAACAACAGAAAAAGCAACUACUCCUGAACCAACAACAGAAAAAGCAACUACCCCUAAACCGACAACAGAAAAGACAAUUGCAUCAGAACCCAUAACUGAAUUGGAAACUACCCCUGAACUGACAACAGAAAAGGCAACUACCCCGGAACCAACAACUGAAAAGGCAUUUACCCCUGAACCAACAACAGAAAAGGCAACCGACACUGAACCAACAACAGAAAAGGCAACUACCCCUAAACCAACAGAAAAGGCAAUUACCCCUGAACCAACAACAGAAAAGGCAACUACCCCUGAACCAACAACAGAAAAAGCAACUACCCCUGAACCAACCACUGAAAAGGCAACAACACCAGAACCAACAACAGAAAAAGCAACUACUCCUGAACCAACAACAGAAAAAGCAACUACCCCUAAACCGACAACAGAAAAGACAAUUGCAUCAGAACCCAUAACUGAAUUGGAAACUACCCCUGAACUGACAACAGAAAAGGCAACUACCCCUGAACCAACAACAGAAAAAGCAACUACCCCUGAACCAACCACUGAAAAGGCAACAACACCAGAACCAACAACAGAAAUGGCAAUUUCUCCUGAACCAACAACAGAAAAAGCAACUACCCCUAAACCGACAACAGGAAAAACAAUUGCAUCAGAACCAAUAACUGAAUUGGAAACUACCCCUGAACUGACAACAGAAAAGGCAAUUACCCAUGAACCAUCAACAGAAAAGGCAACUACCCCUGAACCAACAACAGAAAAGGCAACUACCUCUGAAUCAACAACAGAAAAGGCAACUACCCCUGAACCAACAACUGAAAAAGCAACCACCCCUGACCCAACAACAGAAAAGACAACCACCCUUAGACCAACGCCAGAAAAUGCCACCGUCUCUGAACCAACAACAGAAAAGGCAACUUCCCCUAAACCAACCACUGAAAAGGCAACAACACCUGAACCAACAACAGAAAAAGCAACCACCCCUGAACCAACAACAGAAAAAGCAACCACCCUUAAAUCAACAGAAAAGGCAAUUACUCCGGAACCAACAACUGAAAAGGCAACUACCCCUGAACCAACAACAGAAAUGGCAACUACCCCUGAACCAACAAAAAAGGCAAUUACUCCUGAACCAACAACUGAAAAGACAAUUACUCCUGAACCAACAACAGAAAUAACAACAGAAAAAGCAACCACCCUUAAACCAACAGAAAAGGCAAUUACCCCUGAACCAACAACAGAAAUGGCAACUACCCCUGAACCAACAACAGAAAAGACAACCACCCCUGAACCAACAACUGAAAAGGCAACUACCCUUAAACCAACAGAAAAGGCAAUUACUCCUGAACCAACAACAGUAAAAGCAACUACCCCUGAACCAACAACAGAAAAGAAAAUUACACCAGAACCCACAACUGAAUUGCAAACUACCCCUGAACUGACAACAGCAAAGACAACCACCCCUAAACCAAUAGAAAAGGUAACUACCCCUGAACCAACAACAGAAAAGGCAACUACCCAUGAACCAACAACAGAAAAGGCAUUUACCCCUGAACCAACAACAGAAAAGGCAACAACUCCAGAACCAACAACUCAAAAACCAACUACAGCUGCACCAACAACUCAAACAUCAGCAACUUCUAAAAUCUUGACUUCAACGGCAGCUCCUCUAGAAAAUUUAUGUGUUAAUAGUGUCUACAUUGACAGUAUCGGCUACAACAAAUAUCCCGGUUCCUGUAACAAAUUUGUCCAAUGUUAUAACAACUACCAGAACACCAAAGCUGUUCUAAGGGAAUGCCCCGCUGGGUUAUUCUGGCAUCAAGACCAUGCUAUGUGCAAAUCUCCAGACAAGGUCCCGUGCUUUGAAGACCACUGUCUCAACCUCGGCGUAGAUGCUUACAAACGUUCAGGUGGUUGUAGAUCCUAUUUCUCUUGUGAAUAUGGAGUUUCCGUUCCUACCUGUUGCAAAAAGGGCUUCCGAUUUGAUGGAAAGGCCUGCGUGAAAGAUAGCUCGUGUAACGACAUUUGUGUAACACCAAAUGAUUUGAAAAGAAAACUGAGCCAACAAAUGUGCAGGUUUCUGCCGGACAAGAACAAUCGUUUUGGGUACCUUACCCUAGAACACAGCGGUAUCCGUUUUCGGGCUUGUCCUUAUGGAACUGAGUUCAGUGCCCGCCAGUGUGGAUGUACAUGGAUCCAGUUCACAGCUUACCAAAAUCCAAGAAAAGAAGUUUGCAAACCUGAUUUCAAGAUGAAUUUCGACACAAACUCAUUCAGAGAACUUUCCGGAUCCAACAUGGCGUUCUAUGUUGAAAACGCCGUUGCUCAAAACGGUGCGGCUAAAUUUAGAGGAAACGGGAAAAUAACCAUUUGGGGCUUUAUGAACAAGGAGCUUGGACACGACUUUGCUGUAAGAAUUCGUUUUAAGCCCUUUAACACUGAAGGAGGAUAUGGAAUGCUGGUGUCCAACUGUGGACACGAGGGUCUUCCGACGGUUGAGAUUUCGAUGCAAGACAAAAAAGCUAGACUGAUUGCUAAGAGUAUGCAUUCUAGCUCUCCCUCUGUUCUUGAGUAUCACAUAGUGCCUUAUGAAUGGAACGAAAUUUCUUAUCAUUACAAUGGAAAUACUUUCACUGCGGAAAUUAAUGGCAACAGCAUCUCCGAACAACUGAUUGGCGGAAUAGAAACAAGUCCGAACCCGAUGUUUAUUGGAGGUUGUCCGAAACCAGGAUCCGGAUUUAACGGGUUAAUAGACAACGUUGAAAUCUACAGUACAUGCGUCCCGUCUAAUUUCCUACAGUAAAGAAAGUAAAGAAUGAAAUCCGACUUCAUGUAAACAUCCGCACUCAACUCCCCACAGAUCAUUUCGCAUUUAGUCAUCUACUUAUCCGCUAUUUAUUUUUCAUCUUUAUUUAUUAUCAUAAACCCCAUUUGAUCAGUACGUGCGACAUGACCAAACCCCUUGCAUGUUUGAUGUGAGUGCAAUAUGAUAUUUGUAUUGCAAUUUAUUUACUUGCAAAUCAUAAAAUUAAAAAAAUAUUGAAUAUUCAAAUGUCUUUGUGUUUGUAAAUACAUGUACAAAAGGUAGAUGUAUUAUUCACAAUAAAAGGUUAUGAUCUUUUUGACAAUUUUCACAUGGUAUACUCCUAGUGUGAAGAAAUAUUAGAUAUUUUAACUUAUUUUAAACGUGAUGCUCACUUAGUAGGAUGUACAAGAGAACAUUAUACACAUCAUAAAAAAUUUGCUAUUUUCCUCAUGUUUGCUUGAUAAAUAAUUCUUUUUAUUUCAAUCGGCAUCAUGUUUAAUAAUUGUUAACGCAUAUUGUUUUAGCAAAAGUUUUUUAAAAAAAAGUCGAACUAAACUUGCUCUUCUUAUAGAAAACUAAGCUAACGCGCAUCAUAAUUAUAUUUUAA